GUUGUACGCUCACAGCAGUUUCGCGGGCGCAAGUGCCACCGUCAUCGUCACCGGGGCAAUUGUGCUCGAGGGAGCAUGGGCAUUGGCAAAGAAAAGAUGGAGACUCUCAAGCAGCACCGACAAUGAUCGUGCCGCCAGGCACGUGUACAAGGACUGGGCAAAGGCCAGGGCCCCGUUCAGCGCCAGCAACAGCGGGUUAUCUUCCGUCCGGUACGGGUGAGGCGAGCACGGGGCGGGUUCGACUCUAGCCCUUUCGAUCUUUCGGCCGUCCGCAAGGUACGGGCGAGCCACGACCGACGCCACUUCGCCCGGUGCCAGGCGGGCCGCCGUACACUGCCUGUGCCAGUUGCUAGCGGAGAUGUCGGCAAGGCAGCCGUUUAGCUCGCCGGCACCCAUGAUCGUCGUCUCCCUGACGGCCGAGAACUUUCGAGUCCCCCCCUCGCCGUACCUGCGUCCAUGCCAUUCCUCGCAGUUCCCGCCGUCUACUCCCCUCCCUGACUCGAUCCUCCUCAACAAGGGUAUCGACGGCUCGAUGAUGAGGCCGGGCCGUGCCACCGCCGCCCCCCUCAGCGUCCGGUGGCUUGAUAUUGAAUUGGAGGAGGAGGAGGAGGCCCGAAGGCGCGAGCGGGGCGCUAGGCUGGCGGAGGAGGAGGAGGAGGAGGUCCGCAGACGCGAGCUGGACGCCAUGUUGAGCGCUGGUGGCGGCGACGGCGGUACAGAGGGGGGCUCUUCGUGGGCGGUCCACCCAGAGGCUGCGGCGGUUGAGGGGGCCCCCCGCCGCUGGGAGAGCACCAGGGCGAGGCUGGCCCGGAAGGCCCGCGAAGCGGCUGCGGCGGCUGAAGCGGCUGCCGCCGCCACCACCGUCGACGAGGAGGAGGGUGCCACCGGCGGUGAGGAAGAGGAAGAGCAGGAGAGUGCCUCGUCGACGAUCCAGCCGGAGGCUACGGCGGAUUAGGGGGGCCAGAAAGCCCCCCGCCAGAAGAGCAAAGGGGCGAGGCUGGCCCGGGAGGCGAGAGAAGCGGCGGCCGCCUCGUCGUCCUCACAGUAGUGGGGCCGAUACGCGUUGUUACAUGAACGGACCCCGUUUGAUGGUAGACGUGUACAACUGUUUGAAAGCACGUGAGUGUCCUUUAUUGGGUGAUUUACCGCAACAUUUCGGGUUCACGGCGGAAGGGAGGUAGAUAGGGGGUAAGUAGUACUCAGGCGUGGGCGCGAGUGGUUUGCGUGGUCCUGAUGAAUUGCAGAAUACUUCUGCAGUAUGCAUCCGCUUGUUCAGAAUUUACAAGGAAGGGCCCUCUCGCUGGUAUCGCCGGCGGCAGAGGGAAGGGCCAACCAAUAUGCAUGUGUGAUUUAUCUACCUUUAAGAGUUGUAGCAAGCGUGUUUUUCUUGUGCCUCGUAUCUGGGUUCGACAGAUUGAUGCAAACGCGGUGUAAAAAUGGACAAUGACACAGGUUGUCGAAUACUGAGUGAUGAUGGAGUGUGGAAAGGUGCUUUCAAUGGGAUGAAGGCAAAGGUCGAGAAAACGUCCCCUGUGGUUCCACGAGGGCGUGUACUGCAUGGCGUGAGGGUGUAUGUAUGUAUGUUGACAGCAUUACAUCCACAGGUGUUGGUGUUGCUGUCGUCGGUGUAGGAGGCAUGUCAGCGGUUGGUGCUGGCCAAGGUGUGCGUUGGGUGCCGAGGUGAACAACAAUAUUUACACGGGUCUGAUAGAAAACGUCAAAUAUCUAAUGUGUUGAUGUUUCCCGGAUUUAAACAACCUGUGGCAGGUGUGUUUACACUUGUGUGCUCUUCUUGUUUUAUCGCAUGUCCGUCGUAGUGUACCCUUGGGCACGCUAUACGGUAGCAAUGUUGAUUUGUGUUUUCGACUGGCUUGGAUGUAUUUUACUUCAUGAAGCUUUGUUGUUGCGGACCAAUACCCGAGUCCGUUGUGAGUGUGCCCAAGAAGCGAACGUUGGACUAUUGGUCGUUUCUUGCACAGGUGAGAAUUUAGCCGGGGAACCACACCCUUGGGAGCGUGGAACGAACGGUGAACGUAUGCAAGGUAGAUAAGAGGUAGGUGCGUUUGUGUGUUGAGAGCGCCGUCCACUUUGUCGAUGUGAGUACUAUCGUGGGCACCCCUCGGGGAGAAUCGAUACCUGACAUACUUUCCGUUGUCGUUAAGGGUGGUUCUCAACGCUUCGGAAAAGUAGCGAAAUUUUCCACGCGACGGUGACAAGAAAACCCGGCGUUUUUUUACUUGUUCUAUUCGUAAUGUCAUGGCAAGAAGUACGUUUCCUU
Messenger RNA from Ectocarpus sp. CCAP 1310/34, 2278 nucleotides. Lineage: Eukaryota; Phaeophyceae; Ectocarpales; Ectocarpaceae. The record is from the annotation of a GenBank genome assembly.